Molecule: messenger RNA, 1179 nt
Organism: Yamadazyma jaroonii
Lineage: Eukaryota; Fungi; Ascomycota; Pichiomycetes; Serinales; Debaryomycetaceae
Source: the annotation of a GenBank genome assembly
AUGUUCGUCAGAAAGUUCCACAGUUCGACCAAGGCAUUGUCGGACUUCAGUCAUGUUAUUAUAGGUGGGGGAAUCAUAGGUACUUCCAUAGCAGCAGAAUUAUCCAAAAAAUCCACCAGUAAUAAUAUACUUCUCAUUGAAAAAGAGGGAAGUCUUGGGACUGAAACAACUUCAAGGAAUAGUGAAGUGAUUCAUGGAGGUCUAUAUUACCCGAAAGAUUCCUUGAAAUCCAAAUUUUGCAUCGAAGGGAAAGAGCUUAUAUAUAAUGCCCUCAAGACAGGAACUUUUAACCCUUUACAAGUAGGGAUCAAUCAAUGUGGUAAACUUAUAGUUGCUCAAAAUGAUGAAGAGAUCGAACAAUUGGAAAAAAUCCACCAAAUAUGUAAUGAUGUUGGUGUAGAAACAAACUUUGUGUCCAAAGAAACAGUCAAGUCCAAAUAUCCGCUUUUAAAAGCUCAAUUGGCUUUGAACUCUCCUUCAACUGGUAUAAUAUCAGUCCACGAUUACCUUCUUUACUUCCAAACAAUUUUCGAAAAUAAUCAAGGUACUGUUGUAUUCAAUACCAAAGUAAAAGACAUUGAUAAGCAGAACGAUUCAUAUGUCAUUAAUUGUCAAGAUGAAGAUGGUGAAUUUGAAAUUUCUUCCGACGUAAUUAUAAAUGCUGGUGGACUUCAUGCCCCUAAGAUAUCAAAUUAUUUAUUACCCCCAGACCGUAAAUACAAAGGAUACUAUGGUAAAGGUACGUAUUUCGCAUAUCAACCUAAGGAGAACCCUGGUAAAAUGGUGGAUACUUUAAUUUAUCCUUGCCCCAAUCCCAAUGCGGCUUCAUUAGGUACCCACUUAACUUUUGACAUGGGUGGACAAAUUAAAUUUGGUCCUGAUUUAGAGAUGUUAGACAUAGAAGAUCCCGAUGAAAUCGACUAUACUCCCAGUGAGAGGAAUCUUAUCGAAGCUCACAAAGCUGUAACAAGAUAUUUACCUCAUAUCAAACUAGAUGAGUUAGUGCCCAGUUAUACAGGAGUAAGACCUAAAAUUGGACAUCCUAAAGAUGGAUUUGCAGAUUUCAUUGUUAAAGAGGAAGAAGGAUUCCCAGGAUUUUUCAAUUUAUUGGGAAUCGAAAGUCCCGGAGUUACUUCAGCAUGGGCAAUUGCCAAACAUGUGAGUAAUUUAGCUAAAUAA